AUGAAAUGCCUCCAGUUGCUCCAGUCCAGGAUCUUGGGUUCCUGUGGGAGGUCUCGGGCUCACUCACCUCUUAAAAAUUACAAUCGCCUUUCAUCAACCACCACCAACUCUCAAGCGGUGUUACAAAAAGAUCUCAAGUCGUUGUUUUCUAAUCCUCCAUUGGAAAACUCAUUUGUCCAAACACAAGGGUGGAUCAGAUCGGUCAGAUCGAUGAAAAAAAUCGCGUUUGUUGAUUUAUCUGACGGAACAACUUUUAAUAGUAUCAUGAUCGUCACCAGUCCGGAAAUCGCCAAAGAUUUACAAACUGGAAGCUCGAUCAUGGCAAAGGGAAGCUGGGUCAAAUCUAAGGGAAAGAACCAGCUAUACGAAUUGAGUGUCACCAAACCAGAAGAUCUCCAGGUCAUUGGCAACGUUGAAGAGAAUUACCCUUUACAAAAGAAAUUCCAUACCGCAGAAUUCAUCCGGUCUUUACCAACCUUGAAAUUCCAUACUUCCAAGUUGUCAACCGUAAUGAGAUCAAGAUCGUUUAUGGAAUACAAAUUACAAGAGUUUUUCCAAAGUGAAAAUUUCAUAAAAGUCAACCCCCCAUUGAUUACCGGGUCGGAUUGUGAAGGGGCAGGGGAAUUGUUCCAAGUGGAAAGUGCUUCGGUGGUGGCCAAAAAAUUGGCCAAUCCUCAGGAUAAACAAAUCACACCAUUCUUUGGGAAAAACAGUUAUUUAACAGUGUCAACCCAAUUACAUCUUGAGAUUCUUGCGCAGUCGUUGAGCAAAGUAUGGGCUUUAUCUCCUUGUUUCAGAGCAGAAGCCAGUGAUACCAACAGGCAUUUGAGUGAGUUCUGGAUGCUUGAAGCGGAAAUAGCGUUCGUGGACAAAGUUGACCAAUUAACAUGGUUCUCUGAAAGAAUGAUCAAGCACGUCAUCAACGGUAUCUUGACCAAUGAAAACGGGGCCCUCGAUAAUCUUUUGAAGAAUUCUAAGCGUUCAAAAGAAGAAUUGUUGGAGAUCGAGAACCGUUUGAAAGUGUUGCAAGAUAAUAACAAAAAUUGGUAUCAAAUCACUUAUAAUGAAGCCAUGGACUUGUUGUUGUCCUCUGGAAAGAACGACUGGAAAUACUUGCCUCCAGUAAGAGGUAGCUCAUUAUCUACGGAACAUGAAAAAUACUUGACCAAUGAAGUCUUGAAGGCACCAGUAUUUGUCACCGAUUAUCCAAAAGACGAAAAGGCAUUUUAUAUGAAAAUCAAUCCAGAUAAUGAAACCGUGGCCUGCUAUGAUUUGCUUUUCCCGGUGAUGGGAGAGUUGAUUGGCGGGUCGGUUAGAGAAUCCAACUACGAUGUGUUAUUAAAAGAGAUUGAAAGACGUCAAAUGAGCUUACCGGAUUUGCAAUGGUACUUGAACUUGCGAAAGAAUGGUAGCGUACCGCAUGGUGGGUUUGGCAUGGGGUUCGAACGACUUGUGAGUUUUGUGUGUAAUAUAGAUAAUAUUAAAGAUGCUAUUCCAUUGUCGAGAAGCAUCGAUAAUUGUGACUGUUGA
Molecule: messenger RNA, 1530 nt
Organism: Saccharomycopsis crataegensis
Lineage: Eukaryota; Fungi; Ascomycota; Saccharomycetes; Ascoideales; Saccharomycopsidaceae
Gene: SLM5
Product: asparagine--tRNA ligase SLM5
Exons: 1
Coding region: 1-1530 (509 amino acids)
Biological process (GO): asparaginyl-tRNA aminoacylation
Cellular component (GO): mitochondrion
Molecular function (GO): asparagine-tRNA ligase activity; nucleic acid binding; ATP binding
Source: RefSeq, a predicted model, not a curated record